CGUAGUUGAGGUACGUACCGAAUCAUCAGCGACGGUCUUGAGUCCACAUUGUCGCCCGACUCCUCUGAGAAUGAUAAUUGAGCGCGACCUCUUUCCUUUCCGCUGAGACACAGACCUGCCUGGGCUACGACUUCAGUAAUAAUAUCAUGCAGAGCCGGAUCUUGGCCUCGUCAGUCAGCUACCUCCCGCCCUCUCCCGCGUGCGCAUCGUGAAUCCGCUCUGCCCUCAGCGGCAUCGCAAACAACCCCCCACGACUCGACCCUCCCCGAAGUCGCCUUCAUGCCACAGCCUUUCGAAGAUGAAAACCCGCCGACGGAACCGCUCCAGGCAUUGCCCAUGGCAGCCUCGACCAUGAAGUUCCCUAAGACGCGGCACUCAACGUCCACCAUUGAGUCGUUGCCCAGCUCCGAGACCUCCCUGCCCUUCCGCCGUUCUAACCCCUCGAGGGCUUCGCUGUACGCAUCGACGCUGUCACCCCCUGGCUCGAGGUCCAUCUCCCCAGCCGGUCGCGGGUCCCCGUCGCGGGUUCUCUCCAACACCGUUUUCGAUUCCCGGCCGCCCCGAUCCCCCGCCUCCAAUGCCGGAGACAGCCCGGCCGAGCCGCUCAACCUCAUUCUCAAAGCGUACGUCCCACACGUAUCCAUCUACGCCUCUGAGGAUACCGAGGCUUUGAUGAGCGACAAGGGAUUUCAAAAUGGUCUAUGGGAGCUACUGCGCCCUUUUGGCGAGGAUCUACAGGGCAAGGUUACGAUUCGAGAUAGUAAUGGGAUGAGCCGGACCACCGAGGACUUCUCGAUCCGAUUCACGAGAUUCGGCCACGAUGUUGAGCACCCAGACCCCAAGGUCUCAGGUUUCAAGAAUGCUCCGCCACCACAAGGUCAAACUGGGAACCAGGCAAGCACAGCCCGAGAUAAGCAGCUUCUAGCCAACGUCGAAGCAGUGGUGGAGCGGCACCUGUCCUACGCCGAGGAGUCGUUUGCAACUGUGCCGCAGGGCCCCUUUUCCGGACAAGGCUCGGAUGACGAUACGUCGCCAUACUACGCACUUUAUCUACGGCGACUAUUAUCGGGAUUCCAGAUUUCGCCUCAUGAGACCUUUGCACACCCUGUGGCUUGUGUCAUCGCCAUCAGCUCCCGAAACAAGAACCCCAUUGAAGAACUUAGAAGGCUAUACUCGGAGACUAGUCAGGGAGAGAAGAGGCUUCCCGUAUGGGUGGAUGGCGAUUAUCUCCGAUACUAUGUCCUGAUUCACGAUGAAGAGAAGGAUGAUAUUACGCGCUCGAUGGGACUUUUUGACCAAAUGAAGCGUAAUCUUGGUCUCCACUGCCACCUCCUGAGACUGAGAAGCAGCGCGAGCGCCGAGACGGAUGAUGACAGUAUACCACUUCCUCGCAGUGAUUGGAUGUCGGCCACUGAGGAACUGGAAGAUAUUCGACGAAGUCAGGAUGACGAAGACUUUGAGGACCCUACGAUGCAUAUCUUCGAAUCUGAUGCCACGGCGAUCCGGACUUUCGUACGUGAGAUGGUGACACAGUCUAUCGUUCCUACGAUGGAACGACACGUAUCCAUCUGGAAUGAUCAGGUUGCUUCAAGACGUAGAGGCAUUACGGGGCGGUUCAUGAACCUUUCAAGGAAAUGGACAUUUGGAAGCAGCUCACGUUCCUCUUCGGGCAACUCAAGCAGCUCAAAGGAUACCUAUAACAUGGCGGGAUUUUACCAAGCUGAAGCCCCCGAGGCUAUCAUGAGGAAACUAGCCGACUAUGCGUUUAUGCUGCGCGAUUGGAAGCUGGCCCACUCGACGUAUGACCUAUUGCGAUCCGACUUUAGCGAUUCCAAGGCAUGGAAGCACCACGCCGCCGCAAACGAGAUGGCAGCCGCAAGUCUCCUCAUUCUGCCACAGCACUUGUCAUCUAAAAACCGUGCGGAGACGAUCGACCAGAUGCUAGAGGCUGCAUUCUAUUCCUACAACACUCGCUGCGUUGCUCCGUACGGUGCACUGCGGAGCUUGACGCUUGGUCUAGAAUUGCUGCGCCUGCGAGGCGGAACAAGUAUUGAUGAUGCUGGGCGAUGGGGAAUCCGACUCCUAGAGUCGAAGAUCCCUGGAAGCAUUGGUGACGCCUUCAUGAAGGAACGGCUGGGCAUAUGCUACGCUUCUAAGCAAGGUGUAGGAAGUUGGCACUGGGGUUCUCGCCGCCGCAAGUCGGCAGCGUGGCACGUUCUAGCCGCCGAUGCCUGGCUUCAACAGUCCAAGCACAUCCAAGCGCGGCAAUGCCUAGACGAAGCCCACCGGCGGUAUGCGACUCUACCGCACAAAGCGGCGAUCUAUAAGUUUGCUGCGGCAGGUGACUUUAUGUCGUCUCUCCAGAACAGCCUUGCCGAGUCUCCGGACACGUCAGACAACGAGGAGGGCCCAGCGGACGACGACGAUGCCGACAUCGACGAGGAGAGCGAGGCGUUGACUGAUCUGCGCGCGCGACGGGUUAGCACCGUGGGCAUGGUCGGUUUGGAGACGGCGCCUCUACACCGAGACGCCUCUGCAGAAGAGGAAGCGUCCGAGCCCAGCGCACAGAAGGAUUUUGAUUAAUAGGUAACAGAUCGCAGCUGGAAGGGCUGAGUGAGAGGGUUUACGAACGCAUCAUGACAACUUUUGGUAGGAUGACGGGAGCCAUAUAGACAGAGACAGCACUGUAAAGGGAAGGUUUCGGGGCGCUCCAAAAGAGCGUAUGUGGCUUGGAGAAUACACUAUUAUUAUUGACAUAUUUCUUCCAUCUUUGCCUGGUGUCAUCAAGUCGCCGAGCUGUUCAAU
This is a messenger RNA of Ilyonectria robusta, 2805 nucleotides long. Its product is annotated as cis-golgi transport protein particle complex subunit. Bases 280 to 2583 code for a protein of 767 amino acids. The transcript has a single exon. The record is from RefSeq and is a predicted model, not a curated record. Gene Ontology annotation, cellular component: cytoplasmic vesicle; phagophore assembly site; TRAPPIII protein complex. Lineage: Eukaryota; Fungi; Ascomycota; Sordariomycetes; Hypocreales; Nectriaceae. Gene Ontology annotation, biological process: protein localization to phagophore assembly site; endoplasmic reticulum to Golgi vesicle-mediated transport.